Messenger RNA from Amoebophrya sp. A120, 4822 nucleotides. The record is from the annotation of a GenBank genome assembly. NCBI's taxonomy places the organism in Eukaryota, Dinophyceae, Syndiniales, Amoebophryaceae.
UUGUGGUUUGUCAGAUAGAUACUUUUCAACUGUGUAGCUUUAUCCGGCGCAGCGAUGCAGCGCACGCCACGUGAAAGAAGCGUCGAUUUUAUUUGCGCCAUGCACUUCUCAAAAUGUCGGUUUCCAAGAGGUACGUGAAGAAGAAAAUGCCAUAUGUCGGUCUUGCCUUCGUUCCUCGUUCAAGAAGAAUUUUACAUGCUUUCGUGAGGUUAGCUGACUGACUUCGUUUACAUACGCCUCUGCAGUGCACUACAGAAACACAGGCGUGAAGAAGACUCCAUCGGUUGAGAGAUGAAAGUGACAAAAACACACUUUGUACCCGUAAAAUAUCGGUUUGAGCCGUCGUUUGCUUCUGCGGAUAUUUUUCGGUUUGAUGUGGAGGUUGUACUUAUCUUCUCUGUUGGAUGGCUGUCAGUCUCGGUAUCGUGUGUUUGUCCACAACUAUUGCUCGUCGUGAUGCUGUUUGGAAACAAUAAUUUUGAAGUCGUCCUCAUUGACUGGUCGGCUGGUACGAUUAGAAGUGAAGAAAACGAGAACUUCUACAGAAGCUUGUUACCACGACGACCAAAUAUCAUCUUCUCAGGUGGGUAAUCAUUCACUUGUUUGCCCGACACGUUCUCUAAUUCGCGACCCCCGAUAACUUAUUUGAAUUUCUAAUUGCUGUACCCCCUCCAUCUUUUACAGUAUUCAACAUUUCUAUUCUGUUCGUGCAAUAAUAUAUCUUCAUUUUUUUAUUAUCCCCCCAGAAUUAUGAUUUCCUAAAUUUCUAAACACGAAACAAACUCCUCUUUUAUCAGAAGCGGGCCUUCUUCUUGAACAAGUAGAAAAUGGUCCGUUUACGCGGCGCGGAGGCCGUGACGCAGGCAGUAACGGACACGACCGGUGAUCCCAUUGUGUGGUAUGUGCUCGGUGGCGUCGCCGUGUUCGCCCUCAUUCUGGGCGCGAUGUGUUGUUGCUGCCGCGGCGCGUCGUGCAUCGGCCGGGCGCGUUAUGAGAGUGCACAACAGGAGCACCCCAUCCCCCUCAUUUGUCAUGCAAAAACCCAAAUACAGUUGCUACCUUGUGGCACCUCCGCAUGCAUGACAAAUUCCGGAAAUCCAAACAGUACUUCUACACUCGGCGCAUGAACUUGUCAUGCACAGGGUUCACAUGCACUGGUGCUUGUAAUGCUGUUCAUGCAAUACAAAGGAGGGGAGUGGGAGCUCUUGUGCACUGUCAUACGCGUACCUGGUGUGGGAAGAAGUUUUGCUGUUGUUGCAAAAAGAAGGACAAGGACAAGGACGCAGUAUGCACUGCAAAAGUAGCGUACUAGUUCUAGAUCUAGUAUAAUGCGCAUGACAAAUAAUUUCCUCAGCAUGAGAAAUGAGAUUAAUAUUUACAUUGCUUGACUUCCGGGUUCUGGUCCCGCCUACCCCCCGGCGACAGGUGACCUUGGCAGGUAACCGCGACAGGUGACAUUGACAGGCGACCUUGACAGGUGACCUUGACAGGUGACCUUGACAGGUGACCUGGACAGUUGGCCGCGACAGGCGAAGCGAGAGGAUAAAGCAAAGGCGAGGCCAGCGCCUGGGCGCAAAUAUUUAUUUUUCACGCCAAAUGCCGCUCUUGACGUGAAAAAUAAAUUAAAAGCGCCAAAAAAAAAGAAACGCGACGCAAAAAAUGAAAAAGAUUAAUGCCGUAACACAAACUGCCUCCAUAAGCAAAGAAGCCUUUGCGGUGCCAUGGAAAAAUAAGUAAGCGGCUAUCUCUGCAAUGCACGGCCAGGAGACAGCUGCUUACUUUGCUCUGUGGAAUCGGAAAGGCGUUGCGCUUCAAUGUUAGAGAACUUUUUUGCAGAAGCCACACAGAGAUAUUUACUUUGCUUCUAUUUUUCUUUUUUCUUGCAAAAUGCAGGGCGCCUAAUUCGCCCUUUUUCCACUAGCGCUUCGCGCACUGAUCCACUACGCGCGCGCCUGGUGUGAGGCGAGGGGCGGACGCUGUCCGUCCCGAAGCCGAACACCCUUCCCCCACUAGCGUUUCGCGCACUAAGCCACUACGCGCGCGCCUGGUGUGAGGCGAGGGGCGGACGCUGUCCGCCCCGAUGCCGAACACCCUUCCCCCACUAGCGCCACUAGGGACGAGCACAAGGCCCCAGCGUGGGGACCCUGUCCCCACGCUCGGGUGGGCCUUGUUUGUCAUGCGGAUUCAUCUUGACAUAUAGAAAUUUGUAAUGCAUAAAUGCGAUCAGUACAUCGAGUGCGAUACUUUUGCAAUGCAUACGCAGCUGCCGGUGGCGAUGGGGACUGGGACGAGUGGGGCGAAGACGACUGGUACUGGGGCGGCGGCGGAGCCUACGGCGGCGGUGGCGGCUACGAUGACUACGGUGGCUACGGAGGCGGCGGCGGUUACGGUGGCGGCGGCUACAAUGAUGGCGGGUAUGGUGGCGGAGGUGACUACUGGCAGGGCGGGCUGGUGACCGGCCCGGCGCGGUUUUCGGGCCGCUCCCGCUACGGCGAAGGCCAGGCGGACGUGGAAAAUCAGCUGGUCGAUGAAGGGGACGUAUGGAGGGGAAAAGUAUCGUAUUCGUUGUAUUGCGAUCAUGCAUUACAAAUCUUUUUCUUAAGGUAAAUCAGCAUUACAAAUUUUAUUUCUCAUGCUCAGGAAAUCUGUAAUGCAUUUACGUUAGUGCGAUACUUUUGCACUGCAUAGGACGAAGAAUCGCCGAUCGCGGGCCUUUACGACGAUGAAACGAAGUAUGCAUUGCAAAUAUGCCUGGGUCUGGAAGGCUGCGAACUUGUGAUGCGUGUUGCGCAUCCUGCAAAAAUCUGUCUUGCAUGGCUUGCACCAAAAGGUGCCUAUUUCUGGCCAAACUGAGAGGGCACUUCUCAUGCGGAACAGGCAUCACUAAGGAGCUGCAGAACCUGUGAUGCUGGGCCCUGCAUUUCAGACUUGUUGGCGGAGCUUGGAAAAACUGCAUGACAAAUCUCGGAACCUUCCAGACCCAGACAUAUUUGCAUUUCAUACGAAGCCGCUGUCCAAACACUCCAUGUCCGCGAAGGGCGGAAAAAAGGGCAAGGGCAAGAAGGGUGGAAAAAUGAACAAGGGAAAGAACAAAGCGGGGAAAGAACAAAUCCCCGCCUCCCCGGAGGGGGAAAGUGGCGCGCCCGUGGUGAUGGGACAGGCUGUGGGCAGUUCGGAAACGGGGUCGGACGAAGAAGACUCGAACGCGAGCGACGAAGAAACGGUGAUGUCAGUGGCGCAAUACCUGCGCAAGUCCAAGAAUGCGAACUGAAAGAAAAAACAGGGAGAAGAACGAAGACGAACUCAAAAAGGCGUUUCUCGAUAUAAUUCUCAGCUUCACGGCCUUGAGGGGCGAGGAGUUGCUUCGAUUUCGCACAAGAGAACAAGAGUGAAGAGCUUUCCAAGACCACCAUUUUUCCGUCUCAUUUAUUCGCCUUCCAAGACUACAUCGUCGGGACCAUUUUUCCGAACUUCUUAUCCGCAGCCAGUCGCAGUCCCAGCUAAAAAUGGCGGAUAAAUCCGCUCGCGGAAUUGAAGCGAACGAAUCACAAUCAAUUGUGACUGUGGUGCCAGGAGCUCGCAUUUCGCUACUAGUUUUUACACAGGAACCGGAUGCACGCUACAUGGCUUUUCAGCUGCAAAUUGUGAUGGGAUAUUCUGGAUGUACUUGAUAUCGACUAGCUCUAGAUUUACUACUAGCAGGAGGAGCACGACUACUUACAUUUAUCGUAUCGCGCAGUAGACACGAAAGUGAGGCGGGUAAGAGAAAUUUUACGACGCACCAGAAAGUAGCGCUGGCUUGCCGUGUCUACAUGUUGGGCUCGAAGUAGAGUGUCGGGCCUUCAAUUCCCCUGAGAGGUAGAUGUGCCAAAGCCGUCAUCGUCAACGAGCAGUAGUCGACUAUCUGUACAGGUCUAGUUGCUUGACGCGAAUUUUCUAAUCGUGCCAGGCGGCUAGCUUUUCCUCUAGCUUUCGAAAAUUUUGUUUUCAACAAGCUCCUUUUGUUUUUACGUUUUGUUUUUGUAACCUCAUUUACUUCUUAAAUAUUUUACAUAAAUUAUAAUCUCACAUGACCACUACACUUAGCCUUUUACUUUCAUCUCCUGUUACAACAACUUACACAUGCUUAUGCUAAACUUUAUUCCCGUCAUCUCGCACGCACUAUUUUUUAUUUUUUGACUUCUAUGCAUUACCAAUCACAUUGUCCUGACAUAGUUCACUAACCGUUGAAAUACAGAAAAUAAAUUCAAGAGAAGAACGAAGAAUAACGACUAGUAGAGAGGAUAAUGUAGAAAAAAUUCAAGAGUACUUGUACUUCAUCUGCCGAACAAACUACUAUCUAGAGAGCUGUGAAAGUAGAAUUGCCGUCGUUUCCAGCAGCGUGAACGUGAAAAUUUGCUAUCGACGUUACCAGGACUAAAAAAUCGGGCUACUGUUGCAACUGCUCCUUCCGGAGAAGUACUCAGGCCCCCGCGGUGAAGCUGCUGGAUUCGACAAGAAAAAACUACGACUUGGACUUGAAACUUACUGCAGCGCAUUUCUACGACUAAAGGUUGUUUCUGAUCUCUAACAUCAAACUUCUGCGAAUUAAGUAAAAAAAAACGCCGCUAAGUGGAGAUCUGUAGUGGUGCACGACACUGGUUGCAUCUGAUGAAGUCCUUCGUCGUCAUGCGGAGAUUUCUCGUCGACGGCGCCUUCUCGGUCAGACGGCGCCUUAUGAUCGGUCACGCUCUGAUAUUGUGCAACAGGUUUUCGGUUUGCCAUGAUGAUAGUGAUUGUGAUACAUAUAUUUUCGGUGGUGCGACAUCAAUUUGGAUUUGCU